Molecule: messenger RNA, 592 nt
Organism: Funneliformis mosseae
Lineage: Eukaryota; Fungi; Glomeromycota; Glomeromycetes; Glomerales; Glomeraceae
Source: the annotation of a GenBank genome assembly
AUGCAUGCUUAUUGGAAAAAUCAGGGCUGUUAUGUUGCUUUGAAAUCUUUUAAUACCAAUAAAACGACACGUAAGAAUAUUGUAAAAGAGAUAAAAUUACAUAAAGAAGUUGAUUUUCAUUCAAAUAUUAUACGAAUUUUUGGAAUCACAAGCGAAGAAACCGUUUUGAUGUGGCUUAUUUCAAGUGGAAAAAGAUCAUUUUAUGACGAAGAUACUGAAAAUGAUGAGAGAAUAUUAAAUUUAAGAAUAAUCAAUGGAGAAAGAGAAACAAUCAUUUGUGGAACUCCUAUAGAAUAUAGUAAUCUAUAUGAACAAUGUUGGAAAUAUGAACCGGAUGAACGUCCUAAUAUACAGGAUGUUGUUUCAACACUUGGAGCGAUUAUUUCAAAAAAUAGUGAGAUGGAAGUAUCACAGAAUCAAAUAUCUGUUCAAUCUGAUACAAUAAUCUCUUUAAAUAAUUCCUCAAGUUCCUCAAGUCAAAUUAUAAAUUGGAAUCAAAAAAAUCAAAAAUCUGGAGAAAUUAGUCAAAUGAAUAAUAAUAAUGUAUCAAAUAAUUUUGAAAUUAUUUAUCAUCAUAAUGUAGAAUCAAAUA